Messenger RNA from Heterocephalus glaber (naked mole-rat), 745 nucleotides. RefSeq names its product cortexin 2 (gene Ctxn2). NCBI's taxonomy places the organism in Eukaryota, Metazoa, Chordata, Mammalia, Rodentia, Bathyergidae. The record is from RefSeq and is a predicted model, not a curated record.
AUAGCAAGAGAACUGGAGACAAACCGGGAAGAAUCAUAAUGAUGAUCUAGGUUUCUCUACUGAGACGUUUUAAAAAAUUUUUUAGACCAGUGCUUUGCAAGGAAUCAGUAUCCGAGAAGCUAUCUAAAGAUUCUCUUAAGAGACAAAUUCUCUUAAGGCUGAAAUCUGAAAGGUUUUAGGAUGGGUUCUGGAAGAUCCCAAGGUUUGAAUCUCUGGGAAACUCUGGAAUUUAUGCAUUCCACCAUGAUGAAGACAUCUGGAAGAAAUAAACACCACCUACAACAUUUACGUGUAUGAAAGACUACAUAUCAGGCCAAGCUUUGAUGCCAGCAGGAAUUCUGAAGAGCCUCAAGAAUGUACCCGGGAAUAAUGAGUAGUAUCUACUGUGGCAACUCUUCAGCUAAGAUGAGCGUCCAUGAAGUCUCCACUUUCUCGUUGACUCUGGAGCAAAAGACUGGCUUUGCUUUCGUUGGGAUUCUGUGUAUCUUCUUGGGACUUCUUAUUAUCCGAUGCUUCAAAAUUCUGUUAGACCCAUAUAGUAGCAUGCCUUCCUCCACAUGGGAAGAUGAAGUUGAAGAGUUUGACAAAGGGACAUUUGAAUAUGCGCUUGCCUGAGAGUUCCGACUUUUGCUUCUUAUGGUUAUGCCAGUGGGACACGUGGGGGAUAUAUUUGUGAUUACCUUGUGUGUGCCAGACAAGACCUCCUUUCAUUCACUGAAUUCAAUAAACAUCUGUGAUUGCUUUA